ACCUCGCAGCGAACGCAACGCGCAUCGUAACGAAAAUAAUUUCAUUGUGACUGCGCUACCGACGAGUAAAAAAUCAUCAUCAAUUUAAAAACCAAAUUAAAAAUUGUGCACUGUUUGAGCUAACUUAGAAAACACACACACGAAAAAUACCACAAAAAUGUAUAAAAUGAAAGUGUAAUUUGGAAACGCCGUCGAAAAUCGUCGAGCGCGUGCAUAUAUACGGGUUCCGUUGGUUGGUUUUUUUUUUCUGCUGCCUGUGCUACCACUUUACCUUUACGUUUACCUUAACGCAGCAGCAGCAGCAAGCAGCAAUACACUCAUUUUGUUCGUGUUAAUAACUUUUUUGUGCGUCUUUGCUUUGUGGUCGCCAUUCAUUUCAUAUAGUAUUAUUUUUCUCUUGGAUUUUUCUUCAUUCGGCCGCAACAACUACAACAACAAAAACAACAGUAGGAGCAGUAGCAGCAGCAGUAGCAGAGAAACAGCAACAAGCAGACAACAUGGAUGAAAGAGCGAGCGCGAAGAUCAUCAUAUACUUACCGUAAUCGUAUCGUGAAUGAAUAUUUUGUCUAUGUGUGAGAGGCGUGCUCUACGUGUGCGUAUGCGUAUGCGUGUGUGUGUAUGUGUGUGGGAGACCGACCCCCCAAAGCAUUUAAUAAAUAAUCGUGUGUGCAAAUAAAUGUUCCAAAAAAAUAAAAGAAAUUGGCCAAAACGUAGCAAAAGAAAAGUGUGAAAAUUUAUACCCGACUUGGAUCAAUCGACAAUCGCCAUUAAGUGCACAAUCGUGAGGAAAAGCUCUCUCACCUUCGGUCAAUCUCUCUCUAUCUCUCUGUCUCUCGGGAGUGUGUUCGUUCUCGUUCUUCCCGUGAGUGCGCCGUGUGUUCCGUGUGCGCGUCCCGUUCUGUCCCCGUAAUCCCUGCGUGGAGCUUGGAGCGGCCUACCUUAACCUCGUCUUUGUUGGAUACGGAUCAGCAGUUUCCAUCGGGAUCAGGAUCUUUUGCAUAAGUUGAAACGCUGCCUGGCCAGGAUGCGGCUCUAAAGGAGAAGACAAAGAAGAAGAAGAAGGAGACAAUUCCCUCCCCCCCAUACAAAAAGUAGAAACCAAAACGAUGUCCAAGCAAGUGUUCUCGGCACAUCCAGCGCUGGCCGUGGAGCAGCUGCAGCAGGCCGAGCAGGAGGAGAUCAGCAGCUGUAAUCCUCACCAGCAGCAACAGCAGCAGCAGCGAUCAUCAUCCACAGCGCCGCAGAGCAGGCGGCAUGGCAAGGCCACACCCAAAAAGUACACCAUAAGCAGAAGCUGUGCAGCAGGCGGCAGUGCCCCAAGCACCACUGUCCAUCAGCCCACAGCAGCAACAACAACAACGAUACCCGCCAUCAGUAGUCCGCCGGAAGCGAUCAGCAGGAAGACGCUGCCCGUGCGAACAAAUUAUGCGGCCGUCGAUGAUGACGAUGACAUCGAGUGCGAGGACGUGGAUGAGGUGAACUUUGGGCAGAAGCGCGAUGAGACGGAGACGGAGACUAGACAACACAACACCAAAGACUGUGGCACGGAUGAGACGGAUCAUGUCCAGCAGCGGCACAAGCGGCAUCCACACAGCAGCACCACCAGCAGCAGCAAGCACCAUCCACAGCUGGAAGAUGACGUUGGAGGUAGAGCAGCAGCAGCGGCAGCGGAUGAGAGCGAUUUGAGUAGCGUCAUUAGCUCACCGUCGGUCAGUACGGUAUCCUCGCCCCUGUCGACGCCCACACGGCUGCCACAGCCACUGCAGCAGCUCCAUUGCUGUCAAAAGGUGGCAGGCUCGGGGGCAUGCAUAGCCGCGGGAGGAGCCACGGCUGCUGGGGAGUAUCGAGCGCGAACGCAACAACAGGGACAGCACUCACACCGUCACCAGCACAGUCAGCAUCACCAUCACCACCAUCAUCAUCAUGCCAACGCAGCGGGUUGUCCAGCAGCAGCAGGAGCAGGAGGAGGUGGUGCUGCAGCUGCGGCCAGUGGUGCAGCUAGUGGUGGAUCCUGCAACAAGAACAAAAAGCUCGAUCCACGGCUGAGUCCAUCGCCCUAUCGCCAGCUAUUGCCCAUUGCACUGUGCCUGCUCUCGUUUGCGACAGUCUUUGCCACAUUGAUUGUUUAUAUGGACACGACAGAGAUCCGCCAUCAGCAGUUCCGCCUGAGCAUGUCGCGCGACUACGAGCUGAAUGGCGUUGCGCAAGACGAUCCCAAACUCAUUGCAUUCCUGCGCCAUUUUGAAAUGGGCAAAUAUAUGGGCAAGCCCUCGGUCAAAGCGGCGACGGCGGCGGCGGCUUCACAGCCCAACGCGGGACUGGGCGUUGGAGUACCAGCAGCAUCGGCAGCAGCUGGAGCUGGAGGAUCCCUCAGUUCCUUUGGCAACAGCAGCGGCAGCACAGCCGAUCAGUUGGCCCACUAUGUGGCCGAUCUGUUGGGCGGCAAGAUGGACGGUGCUGUGAUUCAGUCGCUGAGCGGUCCGCUGGCCCAUCUGAUCACAGCGCCCUGGCUGAGCGAGCAUCUCAAUUGGAUGGGAGUGCUGGUGGAGCCGGAGCCUCGCUGGUAUUUCAUGUUGCGCAAACAGAAUGCGCAACGGGCGCGCAUGCAGGUGGUGCAGGCCUGCGUCUCACCCAAUACCUAUCCCAAAGAGAUUACCAUACACAACGAGGAUGUGCGCAUCAAUAGUCUGCACGACGAGGAGACCUCGUGGUUCAAUUCGCGUGUCAAAUGCUUUCCGCUCUACACAAUCAUGCUGGCAUGUGAGCGCACCGAAUACGAUUUGCUCAGUCUGGGCGUGCAGGGGCAUGAGCUGGAGAUCUUGCAGACGCUGCCCUUUGACAAGGUGAAAAUCCAAGUGAUAUCGAUACACCUGAUGGAGGAUCACGAGGAUGUGCACGACUAUGUGCUGGACAUAACCAGAUUCCUGGCGAGCAAAUCCUACAAGCUGCAGCGCCGAAUGGGACGCAAUUACUUCUAUCAGCGUCUGAAUGUCGGUGCGACGCGUACGCGCAAGAAAGACAUCCUGCUGCUGAAGACGCCCUAGACGCCCGCCCGCCCGCCCAACCAAACAACGAACACAUCGAACGAUCAACCAUCGAUCGAUCGAUCGAUCGAUCAGCAUCAACAUCAACCCACGAACAACAACGACUUAGGGGCCUGAAUUGUUAGAGAAAUCACUGAUUGAUUAAAAGAGAAGUCUCUCUCGGCUAAACUUUAUGUUCUAAUGAUAAUUAUUACUAUUACCCCAUACGCUACACAAUAUAUAUAUACAGAUAUAUACAUGUUGAAUAUGAUUAUGUACACGCUAAAAACAUAUAUAUAUAUAAACUGUAUACCGAUUAUGAUAUGUAGGAUUCUUAGUUUUUGUAAAACUCAAAUCUCUCUCUCUCUUUAUUCUUUCCCCAAUUUCCUUUAUGUUAUUAUUUCAUUUAUUAUUU
Drosophila obscura is the source of this 3438-nucleotide messenger RNA. RefSeq names its product protein Star (gene S). The record is from RefSeq and is a predicted model, not a curated record. Bases 1107 to 3044 code for a protein of 645 amino acids. The transcript has 5 exons. Lineage: Eukaryota; Metazoa; Arthropoda; Insecta; Diptera; Drosophilidae.